AUGGUCCCGCGCAUUCUGCUGGCCGGGUUCACUUUCUGUCAGCUGUUUCUGAUUGCUGCAACAAUCAAAUACGACAAGGAGCCACUAGCCCCGGAAAACAAGAGGUACGGGCAAGCGGUGGUCGAUGCUCACGCAAUUUUUUACUUGGGCCUAGCAUCCUCAGGGGACCUCUACUACCGCUACCAAGCCAGCAGACUGGCAACGGUGACGCGAUCAGGCCUAAUCACCAUGAUAUUGGAACAGACACUUGCGCUGAGGAGGUCGCAGCUGCAGGCGGGCGAUGCAAUAAUUCUUAUGGGCACAGAUACAGAGCAGAUCAUGGUCAGCAUGCACACCGUGCACGAGCUCUGGGCAUCUCUAGCCUCGGUCGGUCUGGCCGUAUGGUUGCUGGAGAUCCAGGUAUACAUAGCAUGCGUGGUACCAGCCGUGAUGGCUUUGGGCUGUAUUCUGGCGACCACCCCUCUCUCAUCGCGUUGUGCAGCGGCGCAGAGGGAGUGGGUAGGCCAUGUUCAGGAACGGCUCACUGUCACUGCGGCAAUGCUGGGUGAUGUGAAGGCAGUAAAGAUGCUUAGGCUCGAGCGGGUCUUGUUCCGAAUUGUGUCUGAUUAUCGCCAGUCUGAGUUUAGCAUCUCUAGGGAGUUCUGCAUGAUGAUGACGGGUGUUGUUAUGCUGUCAGCCAUACCCCAGGAUCUCACGCCGUACAUGGUGUUUCUAAUAUACAUGACCAUUGCACUGACCAAGGGCAAUAUGAAGCUUCUCACAAUGAAGGCGUUGGUGCCCUGGAUCAGUCAGUUAAUUGGCUGCUUUGACCGGAUUCAAGAAUACUGCUCUUAUAAGAGAACAAGCCAGGCUUAUUCACUACACCCUUCUGAUCACAUUGAACCGACUAAACUCUCCCUCACUGCCAAGUCAUCAGCCGACCAUGAUGCUCUGGUGACGUUCCACAAUGCUUCGAUAUCAUGGCAAGCAGCCGGCGACCCUGUACUCGACAAUUUAACCCUCUAUGUUUUCAUCGGCAAGAUCACCAUGGUCAUUGGCCCCAUUGGAAGUGGGAAGUCGACCCUGCUUAAAUAUGGGCCAGACUCAUAUCAGGGCUGGCUUAAACCACUGCCAUCCAGACAGAGCAGCCUACUACCCGCAGACACUGUGGAUAAUGAAUGCAUCCAUCUAGGACAACAUCAUCGGCGUGACUACAUGGCUGAAAGUGACGGAUUGCUCUUAGCGGAGGUCAAAAUCAGCGAGUGUAUUCGAGUGAUUAGCGAGCGCUUGCUCGGUGCGAAUGGGCAGUUCCGGAGAACCAAUGCUAUCGUGAUUCUGUCUACUUACAAUUGUCACCUGCAUCCGUUUGCGGAUAAGACCAUUCUGCUCGAAAACGGCCGCAAAGUGAUCUGUUUACAAUGGUGGGCUGAUGCCAACAAGCACGUUGCCAACCCGCACCUCGGAAAAUAUCUCGACAUCUACACUUUAGUUUUUAUAGUUCCCGUGCUCUUCAUGGCGGCUAGGAUAUGCGCCAAGAAUGCAGGCUACUUCUUGUCAACAUCGUGGGCAACAGCUCUGUUUGUCUCCAUUCAGACCUGCUGGAACUGCUCUAAAGAGGCAGCAUAUAGGCUGACAGUCCUGCAGAUUCUGCAGGGCAGCCUUCUUUCCAUAGGCAAUGCAUUGCUAGACUUGACGCCACUACUUGCCUGUUCUAUGCUGUUUUGCAUACAGCAGGCGCUGAGGUUCGCCCUUGAUCUGGUUGUCACGCUAUUCAUGGUUGCGGCUCAUCGCCGUCAUCAUUUCCUUGAAGGACCACGUGGGUGCUGCGGGAUCAACCUAGCCCUGAACCUCGCUAUCACGUUUGACUCGAUCCUCAACACAGCCAUCAAGGGUGAACGCAGACGGAGAUCUCACUCGGGGCUGUCUCGCGCUUCCAGCGGCCAGAAGCUCACCAUCUGCGGUGCCUUCGGCAGUGGCAAAUCAUCAUCAGUCCUAACCCUCCUGCGCAUGAUCGACGUCCACGUCGACUGGGAAACUGAAGUCCGCGUACUGGAGAUCAUCAAGCACCAGUGCGCAGCAGAGACUGUUCUCACGGUGAUGCAUUGGCCGCGCCAUGUCGAGUGGCUGGAUCGCAUUGCGGUGACGCAGAACGGUCGGCUGGUGGAGUUUGAUAGCCCGGAGAGACUGCUGGCGCGCGCAUCGCGGUUCCGAGAGCUAUAUACGAUGUCUGUUCGGGCGGCGUAG
Molecule: messenger RNA, 2223 nt
Organism: Aspergillus nidulans FGSC A4
Lineage: Eukaryota; Fungi; Ascomycota; Eurotiomycetes; Eurotiales; Aspergillaceae
Exons: 11
Coding region: 1-2223 (740 amino acids)
Cellular component (GO): endomembrane system; membrane
Molecular function (GO): ATP binding
Source: RefSeq, a predicted model, not a curated record